Molecule: messenger RNA, 891 nt
Organism: Cotesia congregata
Lineage: Eukaryota; Metazoa; Arthropoda; Insecta; Hymenoptera; Braconidae
Source: the annotation of a GenBank genome assembly
AUGGAUGAAAUAACUCCAAAUGAUGACCAUGAAGAAUAUCAGUACCUGAAUUUGGUUAAGCGAAUAAUAAACGAAGGAUCAAAGAAAGAUGAUCGCACCGGUGUUGGCACGUAUUCAAUUUUUGGAACACAAAUGCGAUUUUCUUUGAAAAAUGGUGUAUUUCCAUUAUUAACUACAAAAUCAGUAUUCUGGAAAGGUGUAGUUGAAGAACUUUUAUGGUUCAUCAGUGGAUCAACGAAUGCUCAUAAACUGUCUGAAAAGGGUGUUCGAAUUUGGGAUGCAAACAGCUCAAGAGAAUUUUUAGAUAGUCUUGGAUUUCAGAAUAGGGAAGAAGGUGAUUUAGGUCCAAUUUAUGGAUUCCAAUGGAGACAUUUUGGAGCUCAGUAUACUACUAUGCACGCAGACUAUACCGGGCAAGGUGUAGAUCAACUUCAAAAUGUGAUUGAUACCCUUCGUACUAACCCAAAUGAUCGACGAAUGAUCAUGUCCGCAUGGAAUCCUGUUGAUAUACCGAACAUGGCAUUACCACCUUGUCACUGUCUCGUCCAAUUCUAUGUUAGUAAUGGUGAACUUUCUUGUCAUCUUUAUCAACGCAGUGCUGACAUGGGUCUUGGAGUUCCGUUUAAUAUUGCAUCUUACUCGCUUUUGACGUACAUGAUAGCACACAUAACUAAUUUAAAGCCUGGGGAAUUUGUUCAUACAAUGGGCGAUUGUCACGUGUAUGCAAACCACAUUGAUGCUUUAAAAAUUCAAUGUCAACGUAAGCCUAAACUAUUUCCAACAUUGAAAAUUACAAGAGACGUUAGAGAAAUCGAUGAUUUCAGUGCAUCUGAUUUCGAGUUAAUUGCUUAUAAUCCGCAUCCAAAAAUAGCGAUGAAAAUGGCUGUUUGA